GGACCAUGAAUUUGGUAGGGCCCUACUUAUUAGUCAGCUCCGCUGCUUCCAGCUACUCAAUUCAGGAACAAGAUUGUUCACCGGUUUGAGCUAUAGUCAACAUAAGGCCUAAUCCUGCAUUCUUUAUGUAAGCCUCUCAGUUACACAUGUGCAAUCCUACUGACUUCAUCACACGCAGGCCAGGGAAGAAUUUGGCCCUAGAGCCAUAACCUAAACAGUGACUCAGUUCCUAUCCAGUUCCUCUGCUCGGCUAGGUAAGGUUUCAAACUGAUGCAGUCAUCUCACCAAACAGGCCCAAGAGAAAAAGACCAUCCAACCGAAUGAAAUCAGCCUGCAGUGUCUUCCCAUUCUCGAGCUGUAAAGAGAUGUGAGUGUGCAUGGCCUAGACCCCGGCAACCUGCACAGCAACUUCCCUUUGAUAUUUUAUCUACAUGGGAUUACAUUUAGUAAGAGUAACAUCGCAUAAAAGCAGAAUUUGUUCUUUCUUCUGAAUAUUGCUGACUAUUGAAACGUUUCUAGUUCUACACCUUCAGUAUUACUGUUCCCAGUAUGCUUCAUACCAUAUUUAACAUGGCUCUUCAAUCCUGACAUUCCACAUUUUAAACCUCUGAACGAUUUUCUUCUUAGCUAGAUCUCUCUUUUGUUGUGAAAUUCUGCUCUGGGAUAUAAAGAUUUAGUAACACGCAUUCUCGACUCACAAUAGCAGCAUAAAAUGUCCCAGGUACUCACAAUUCCAAUGCAAAAUAUGCAGCAUCCCUCACAUCAGCAGCACAAAAUGUACUGAGAUUAUCUUCAAACAAAAGAAUCUGGAAAAAAAACCAAACCUAUUGUCCCUUCUCUCGCAGGCACCCCUCACCACUUUGACAUUUUUAGACUUGAAAAAGGACACUUGUGUCCAAAUCCCUCUUUCCUACUCCCCUUUCGGGAGGUGGACACACCUGAUGCCCAAGGAGCUUCUUCCCCAGUCAUUUCAGGUCAAAUCCCUUUAGGUCCCUUCUACAUUGAGAGUUGAGCUGAGUUAGCCUAAUUGCUGUUCUAAACCAGUUCAGAGUUAUGCAGUUCAAACAGACUUAGAGCCGAUCACGAUUUAAGACUAAGGUUGGUCUACAGUAGUAGCAUAUAUUAAUGUUCAUACAGUGCCAUGAAUGAUGGUUCUUUGAGACAAAACAGUGGUCCCUUCUCCAAGGAUCUUACACAGUUUAGGCUGUAAUAGGCUCAGAAUGGGUUUGCAAGUAUGACUUGCCUUCCAAUAACUGUAUGUUUUCCGGUACCCAUGUCUAGGUGGGAAGGGUUUUCAGUAUUGCUGGAGGAGGCCCAGCUCUGGAGCGGGACAGUGGGAGGUUGAGAGGUCUCUUUCAACACAGGUAGUGAGAGGCUGAGAAUCUCAUGCACCUUUCCCUCCUGGCAACACAGACCACAACCACUAGGGCAUAGGUGAGAUCGCUCCCCUGUGAUCUGUGAAAUCCACCUGGUGAGCUACCAGAGACAGGCUGAAGGCACCUGCUGGUUAGCCUCCCGUCUGAAGGACUCCUACAAGCAGAAUACAGCAAGUAAUUUAAAUCCCGCUGCCUCAGACUAACCAGUUCUGUUUCCCCCGCAUGUUCACAGGCAUGACAAUGAAUUUUAAAAGGUAUUUCAUUAGAGUGCUGCACCGUCUCCAGAAGGGGCCGGGAUACACGUACAAAGAGCUGCUGGUCUGGUACUGCGAUAACACCAACACGCAUGGGCCCAAGCGCAUCAUCCGAGAGGGGCCAAAGAAAAAAGUCAUCUGGUUUUUCCUGACUCUGCUCUUCGCAUCUCUCGUCUUCUGGCAAUGGGGGAUCCUCAUUGACACAUACCUCUCCUACAGUGUCAGUUCAUCUCUGUCUAUAGGGUUUAAGACCAUGAAGUUCCCAGCAGUCACGGUCUGCAAUGCCAGCCCCUACAAAUACUCCAAGGUGAGGCAUCUAUUGAAAGAAUUGGAUGAUCUCACUGAGGCAGCCCUGGAAAGGAUCCUGCAGUCCAAGCACGGGGCCACAAUCUCAGCUCCCCCACUAAACUCCAGCGAGACUGUUUCUCAGCAGUUAGACCUGAAGCUCUGGAACCAAAUCCCCUUGGUUCUGAUUGAUGAGAGUGACCCAGACCAUCCCGUCAUUAUCGAUCUCUUUGAGACCAACCAAAGCGGUUCAGGAACCCGACCCAACAAUUCCUCUCCCGCCCUGUCCAACGUGACGUCAGAAGUGAAGAAACACAAAGUGGCAGUGAAGCUGUGCCACCACAAGGACAUCCCCCAGUGCAUGUACUGGAACUUCACCAGCGCGGCCCAAGCGGUGACAGAAUGGUACAUUCUACAGUCCACUAGCAUCCUCUCUAAAGUCCCGCUGCAAGAGAGGAUCAGGAUGGGCUACCAGCCAGAGGACAUGAUCCUAGCAUGUCUGUACGGGGCAGAGCCCUGCAGCUACAGAAAUUUCACCCAGAUCUACCAUCCUGACCAUGGCAACUGCUACAUCUUUAACUGGGGAAUGGAUGAGGAAGCCCUGAUUUCUUCCAACCCGGGAGCAGAGUUUGGGCUGAAGUUAAUUCUGGACAUCAGCCAACAAGACUACAUUCCCUACCUCACAUCUACCGCCGGGGCCAGGCUUAUGCUGCAUGAGCAGAAGAGUUUCCCGUUUCUUAAAGACCAGGGCAUCUAUGCCAUGUCUGGGACAGAAACCUCUAUCGGCGUAUUAGUGGAUGAACUUGAGCGGAUGGGUUAUCCCUACAGCGACUGCACGAUGAAUGGGUCAGAUGUCCCCGUAAAAAAUCUUUAUAACGAAUAUAACACCUCCUACUCCAUACAGGCUUGUCUGCGCUCCUGUUUCCAAGCUCAGAUGUUUGAAAAUUGUGGGUGUGGGCACUAUCUGUUCCCUUUACCUGAAGGGGUAAAUUAUUGCAACAAUGAAGAUGAUCCAGACUGGGCAUAUUGCUAUUCUUCACUGAGAUCAAGUAUAAGACACAGGCAGUUUUGUAUUGACUCUUGUAAGGAAACAUGCAAUGACACUCAGUACAAGAUGACCAUAUCGAUGGCAGACUGGCCCUCUGAAGCUUCCGAGGACUGGAUUUUCCAUAUUUUGUCCUAUGAAAGAGAUCUGUCAACAAAUGUGACUCUGGACAGAAAUGGGAUCAUCAAGCUAAAUAUUUACUUCCAAGAGUAUAACUACAGAACCAUCUCGGAAUCCGCGGCUACAACCAUUGUGUGGCUCCUGUCAAGCUUGGGAGGCCAGUUUGGGUUCUGGAUGGGGGGCUCGGUGCUGUGCCUCAUUGAAUUUGGAGAAAUCAUCAUUGACUUUCUAUGGAUCACCAUAAUUAACAUCAUCAGCUGGUGCAAAGGCCUGAAGCAGAAACGAGCCCGGGCCCAGUACCCAGACACACCUCCGACAGUGUCAGAGCUGGUGGAGGCUCACACCAAUCUUGGGUUCCAACAUGAGGACACCAACAUCACCCCCUGUGAUGAAGUUCCUCCCCCUGGAGCACUCCCACCAGAGCCAGGCACCCCACCACCCAACUACGACUCCCUGCGGGUAGACCCACGGGCUGGCACUGACUCGGACAGCGAUGCAGAGGCCAGUUAAGACCUCAGAAUAUUGCACUGCACGUGGCCACCUGACCCUUGUAAUUGACUCGGCACUGUGCUUUGUUCGUUAGGAGAGCGGCAGGGGCUAAAAAGGCCACAAAGCUCAUUUAAAAGAAAUUCCACCGAUAAAGCAUGGGGGGGGGGGGAGGCAUUGACUUUACUGUAUAACGUGUGCGUAAUUCAAUACUGCAAUCUAUUCCAGUCUAAGACAUACUACGGAUUUUUUUCAGCAAGUUCCUCCCCCACGCGCCCUUGUAUCUCGAAAGUGCUUCUUUGCAUGCUGUUUCUGUGAUCAGUAGCUUCUCAUGGAAUGACGGUGAUAAACGAAUCGUACUACUAGGUAUACAAGUACGCUACCAGAAUAAAGGCUGUUGCAAUGACAACGGGAAAUUUAUUACAUGGGAGGAAAGUCACAAAGGAAAGACUGAGGGUGGCUUGCAGUAGAAAGAGACUGGGACAUCCAUGGCAUGAGAAGCUGAUAGGGGCUUUGCUGUAUGGGGUAGUACAGACUAGAGCCUGUUCUACACACAUCUGUUUCUGUACAGCUAGCCUGCAAGUAACAGAACUGAAGUGACCCACCCUUUUUCAUCUUUUUCUAAGGUCUUCUCCACUCUCAAUAUUUCUGCCUCCAAAUAACCAGCAGUAUAAACAGGGACCUGCUCCACACACAAGUGGUGUUGGCUGCUUGCUGGAGCCCUUAUGCUUUUUGUUUGUGUUCCUGUGCUCACUGCUCUGAUUUUUAGUAAUUAGUUUCCUGCAGAUGGGCACAUUUGUUAAUAUAUGUUAGAGGUAAACAGUUUAGAUUCCAAUAAAGAUACAAGCACGCCUACCCUGGGUGGAGUGGCAGGUCACCUAACAGUAUCAUUCUUGGCAAAAAACACCAGCUCUCAUUGCUGAGUUUCCUGGUGGCAGAGCAGGUGACGCUUAGUGCUUAUAAAAAGAGACGCUGCUAGUACAGGAUAGGACUAGGUCCGGUGCAGAUUUAGGUCAAGCUUCCCUAGGCAGCCAGCUCUGCUACUGCAACAGCACUAGCCCUGCGAUUCCAUUUUGCAGACUGCCUUAGGGAGCGGGGUUGCAGUGAUCUAGUCAGAUCUCCAUAGGGCACUUGGCAGGUGAGCCUAGGACCUUGCUCUUAUGGCUGAUAUGAACCACAUCUUGGCGAGGAGGAAGCAGCUCCAUGCCACGGCUGCUGUCCCACUGCCUCUCAACCGCGCUGCAGAUCUAGUAGCUUUCAGAACUUCAGGAAGAAACAAGAUUGUGUGGUCAAGUCCUGAGAGUCCUGGGGAUUAUCCCCAGCUGCGCAGUUCGCGGCUGUGUGGCCACGGGUGAGUUAUCUCCCAGCCCCCUACCUGUAAAAUGGGGCUAAUACAGUCUCACCUAUCAGAGGGGUGGUGAGGCUUUAUGUUGAAAUCCACAGCUCAAAACUGCUAUCAAAGUGCAGUGCUAUGAAUUAGACACAAAAUUCUCAAGUCCCAGGCUAGCUGGAGACUCUCCAUUCCUCCUUCACACAGCCACAGAAGUGAUCGUCCUCACACACAGCAGCACAACUGAUGUAACAACAUUCUAGCAAGACACACCCUAACGAUCACAAUCGAUGACUAGCGCAGCAGGCCCUGGUGGCUGCAGUGCCCAGCACAGUUGUGGGCCCCGUCUUACACCCAGGGCUUUGCACUGGAAUGUUAUUGUAAGAAGUCCUUGGUUUGGAAUUCUGAAUACUUCCAGUCAUGUUCAAAGUACGAAGCCUUGCGCGCUCUGCUGAUCAAUCCAUACCGCUAA
This is a messenger RNA of Trachemys scripta elegans, 5368 nucleotides long. It is a transcript of the gene SCNN1B, whose product is annotated as sodium channel epithelial 1 subunit beta. Gene Ontology annotation, molecular function: ligand-gated sodium channel activity. Gene Ontology annotation, biological process: sodium ion transmembrane transport. NCBI's taxonomy places the organism in Eukaryota, Metazoa, Chordata, Testudines, Emydidae. Bases 1599 to 3590 code for a protein of 663 amino acids. The record is from RefSeq and is a predicted model, not a curated record. The transcript has 12 exons. Gene Ontology annotation, cellular component: membrane.